Messenger RNA from Symbiodinium natans, 1161 nucleotides. The record is from the annotation of a GenBank genome assembly. Lineage: Eukaryota; Dinophyceae; Suessiales; Symbiodiniaceae.
AUGUCGAAGUCUGGCAUUGUGAAGAACUGGGUCGAAGACAAGGGCUUUGGCUUCAUAGGCACCGCAUGGCACCGCACUGAUAUCACAGUCUCUGCAAGCAUCUUGUCAGGAUGGCGAUUUGCACUUCCCUGUGCAGGACCCGAUGAUGGCAGCGAGGAUUUGUUCUGCCACGCCUCCUGUCUGCAGGGUUGCAAAGGCCUGGGCAAGGGAGACAAAGUCCGCUUCGAUGCGGAGUACGACGAUCGCAAAGGCAAGAUGCGCGCUGUGAACGUGUCCGUGGACGGCGGCGGGGGUGGUGGGGGCGGAGGGCGCGGCUAUGACCGGGAUGAUCGCCGUGACGACAUCAGCAACGGCGGCAAUAAGCACCUCACAGCUCGCGAGCUCUUCAUGAGGCCGCUUGCACGAGCGCGAGAAGCCAGGAAGGCGACGGCCCAGCUCGUCGAGGUACCUCCUUACGGCCUUGGCAUCUCACUUGCUGGCUCCGUCCCGCGACACCGCUGCAGGCUGGAAGCUAACGAGUUUACCUCGCACCUGGCUGUGAUCGUGGAAGAGUCCAAAGGAGACAUGUCGAAGUCUGGCGUUGUGAAGAACUGGAUGGACGACAAGGGCUUUGGCUUCAUAGGACCCGAUGAUGGCAGUGAGGACUUGUUUUGCCACUCCUCCUGUUUGCAAGGAUGCAAGGGUCUGGGCAAGGGAGACAAAGUCCGCUUCGAUGCGGAGUACGACGAUCGCAAAGGCAAGAUGCGAGCUGUGAACGUGUCCGUGGAGGGCGGCGGGGGUGGUGGAGGCGGAGGGCGCGGCUAUGAUCGGGAUGAUCGCCGUGGGGGCUAUGACCGAAGGGAUGACCGUCGAGAUGACCGCCGGGACGACCGCCGGGACUAUGAUCGUCGUGAUGACCGUCGCGACUACGAUCGCCGAGAUGACCGCCGGGAUGACCGCCGAGAUGAUCGCCGAGACGACAGGGGCAAGGGGAAAGGAGGCAAAGGAGGUGAUCGCUUCGGGGGGGACACCCGAGGUGACGACAUCAGCAAUGGCGGCAACAAGCACCUGACAGCUCGCGAGCUCUACAUGAGGCCGCUUGCACGAGCGCGAGAACCCGCGAAGGCGACGGCCCAGCUCGUCGAGGUCUGGCUCACGGAGCCCGCCGCCAAGGCCUUUUAA